This is a messenger RNA of Vigna angularis (adzuki bean), 1578 nucleotides long. RefSeq names its product low affinity inorganic phosphate transporter 4. Bases 1 to 1578 code for a protein of 525 amino acids. The transcript has a single exon. Lineage: Eukaryota; Viridiplantae; Streptophyta; Magnoliopsida; Fabales; Fabaceae. Gene Ontology annotation, biological process: transmembrane transport; phosphate ion transport. Gene Ontology annotation, molecular function: phosphate transmembrane transporter activity. The record is from RefSeq and is a predicted model, not a curated record. Gene Ontology annotation, cellular component: membrane.
AUGGCACUGGAAGUGCUUGAAGCGCUUGAUUCAGCGCGAACCCAAUGGUACCACGUUACGGCCAUCGUGAUCGCAGGCAUGGGGUUCUUCACCGACGCCUACGACCUUUUCUGUAUCUCAACGGUUUCCAAACUUCUGGGACGCCUGUACUACUUCGAUCCUAGCUCCAACAAGCCGGGAAAGCUCCCAACAUCAGUAAACAACUUCGUCAUUGGUGUCGCCAUUGUCGGAACCCUCUCCGGCCAGCUAGUCUUCGGCUGGCUCGGCGAUAAACUCGGCCGGAAAAAGGUCUACGGAAUCACCCUCAUCCUCAUGGUUCUCUGCGCCAUUGCCUCCGGUCUCUCAUUCGGGGCCAGCGCGAAAUCCGUAAUGGGAACGCUGUGUUUCUUCCGCUUCUGGCUUGGCUUUGGUAUCGGCGGCGACUACCCCCUCUCCGCCACUAUCAUGUCGGAGUACGCCAACAAGAGGACACGCGGGGCGUUUAUAGCUGCAGUGUUCGCCAUGCAGGGCGUGGGAAUCAUCUUCGCGGGGCUUGUCUCCAUGACACUCUCCGCGCUUUUCCAAUCCUAUUACCAUGCUCCGACGUAUACCCAAAACCGCGUCCUGUCCACGCCACCGGAGGCUGAUUUUCUAUGGCGGUUGGUUUUCAUGAUCGGUGCCAUUCCGGCGCUGAUGACUUACUACUGGCGAAUGAAGAUGCCAGAAACGGGGCGUUACACUGCCAUCAUAGAAGGUAACGCAAAACAAGCUGCGGCGGAUAUGGCGAGAGUUUUGGACAUUGAAAUCCAAGCAGAGCAAGAUAAGAUUGCCGAGUUCAACGCAGCGAAUAACUACCCUUUGUGGUCGAACGAGUUCUUUAACCGUCAUGGGCGUCAUUUGAUCGGAACCAUGAGCUCAUGGUUUCUUCUUGACAUCGCUUUUUACAGCCAGAAUCUAACCCAGAAGGAUAUUUUCCCUGCCAUCGGACUCAUAGACAAAGAUUUUGAAAUGAGCGCCAUCGGUGAAGUGUUCCAGACGUCACGUGCCAUGUUCGUGAUCGCUCUGCUGGGGACCUUCCCCGGUUACUGGUUCACCGUUUUCUUCAUCGAGAAGCUGGGGCGCUACAAGAUCCAACUCGUGGGCUUCUUCAUGAUGUCGUUCUUCAUGUUUGUGAUCGGUGUGAAGUACGAUUACCUCAAGAGCGAGAACAAGGGCCUCUUCGCUCUUCUCUACGGCUUGACGUUCUUCUUCGCAAACUUCGGACCUAACAGCACGACGUUCGUACUUCCCGCGGAGCUGUUUCCAACGCGAGUGAGGAGCACGUGCCAUGCGCUGAGUGCAGCGGCGGGGAAGGCAGGGGCACUGGUGGGGACGUUCGGAAUACAGAGCUUGACGGUGGGUGGUGAAACGCCCAAGAUUAAGAAGGCGAUGAUUUUGCUGGCGGUGACUAACCUGUUAGGGUUCUUCUGCUCGUUCUUGGUUACUGAGACUAAGGGUAGAUCGUUGGAGGAGAUUUCCGGUGAGGAUGGGAGAGAGAGUGAACUGACGGCAACGCCCAACGAUUAUAGGGUUCCGGUGUCAAGGACAGAGACCAUGUAA